UGCGCGUUGGCCGCCGUCGCCGGCUCCGGCUCCGGCUCCGGCCGGCCGGACUCGAACUCGACCGACUCGGAGACACGUCAAGAGAUGCCGGUUUCGGUGCCGGUGCCGGUACCGGUUCCGGGCGGUGGCAGAGCGCCCGGUGAUGAGACGAGUCUGUCGAGCGUGAACAUCUUCCCAACUGGCAGCCUGGACACUGUGUCGUUGUCGUCGAGUCUGUCGUUGUCCACCUCGACGUGGCAACCGGACUCGGGUGAGUUGGAUGCUGUGGUCGGCUGUCGCAUGGCGGGCGUGCAGGAGGAGAAGAUGGGGCUGCGAGGUGAGAGGCGAGACGAGGCGUCCGACGCCGCACGCGUCCAAUCGGACGCGGAGCCGGCGGCCAGUUUGGCCGCAAGCGUCGACCAACGACUGCUCGUCUUCCCGGGACCGGGCAGCUCGGCCGGCCAAUUGAAGUCGACCUCGAUUUGCACUCUCUCCGCGGCCUCGUCCAUCGCGACUUUUGCUCCCUUCUCCACUUCGUCAGCCUCCUCCGCCUCCUCCUCUUCCUCCUCUUCCUCCUCCUCCUCCUCCUCCUCCUCCGGAGUCGGCUCAGUCUCCUCGUGCCUGGCCGGCUCGGCGCUCUCGACGUCCAAAUCGGCCUUUUCCGGCCUAAGCGAGUCCCACAACCACACGUACACCGACUCAUGCGAGCAAAUGUCCGACUCGUCGCCCGGCUGCGCAGCAGCAGCAGCAGCAGCAGCAGCAGCAAUUGAUGCUGCGCUGGCUGACAGUGCGUCGGAGCAGCCUGACGGACCGCAGCCUCGAGCGUCUGUUGGAGACGGCCGUCCGCGCCUCGUCAGCCUCGGCGUGACGGACUGCAUCAACGUGUCCGACGAGAGCCUGGCCGCCAUCAGCCAACUGUUGCCGGGCCUGGUGGAACUGCGUCUCCAGGCCUACCAUGUCACCGACUCGGGCUUGGCCUACUUCAGCGCGCGCCAGCGGCUCGGCCUGCAACGGUUGUAUCUGGUACAGUGCAUGGAGGUGACCAAUCAGGGCGUUGUCAACCUGGCUCAGGCGCUCGUCAAUCUGCGAGUGCUCAGCCUGAGCGGCUGCUCCAAAUUGUCCGACGACGGACUGGACGUCGUCUGCGAGAGCAUGAAACAAUUGGUCAGCCUCGACCUCUCCUGGUGCCCCAAGGUCACCGACAGUGGACUCGAGUGCGUCGCCUGUGACCUCGUCCUGUUGAAGGCUCUCUCGUUGGACCGGUAA
Messenger RNA from Protopolystoma xenopodis, 1245 nucleotides. Lineage: Eukaryota; Metazoa; Platyhelminthes; Monogenea; Polystomatidea; Polystomatidae. The record is from the annotation of a GenBank genome assembly.